Teleopsis dalmanni is the source of this 1592-nucleotide messenger RNA. It is a transcript of the gene eEF1gamma, whose product is annotated as elongation factor 1-gamma. Lineage: Eukaryota; Metazoa; Arthropoda; Insecta; Diptera; Diopsidae. Gene Ontology annotation, biological process: translational elongation. Gene Ontology annotation, molecular function: translation elongation factor activity. Gene Ontology annotation, cellular component: cytoplasm; nucleus. The coding region runs from base 100 to 1383 and encodes 427 amino acids. The transcript is spliced from 3 exons. The record is from RefSeq and is a predicted model, not a curated record.
AAUUAACAACACUGUUUUUCAAAUAAAACAAAAAAGACAUUUGCGAAAAUUUCUUUAUUCAACGUCUGUCAAGUCUCGUUCUCUCCGGCAAAAACAACCAUGGCGACAGGAACACUUUAUACCUACCCUGAAAAUUUCCGUGCAUAUAAAGCACUAAUAGCCGCUCAAUACUCAGGAGCCCAGGUUAAAGUAGCUGAGAAUUUCGUAUUUGGGGAAACUAAUAAGACUUCAGACUUUCUUAAGAAAUUUCCAAGCGGCAAAGUUCCAGCUUUCGAAACUGCAAACGGCAAUUACCUUUCCGAAUCAAAUGCAAUUGCUUUCUUCUUAGCUAAUGAACAAUUGCGUGGUGGGAACUGUCCUUUUGCACAAGCUAAAGUUCAGCAAUGGCUUUCGUAUGCAGAUAAUGAAAUUGUUCCAGCCUCAUGUUCAUGGGUUUUCCCGUUGUUGGGAAUUAUGCCGCAACAGAAGAACAGUACCGCAAAACAAGACGUAACUGCUGUACUUGAUCUGUUAAAUAAUAAAUUGGUUGAGUCAACAUAUUUGGUUGGAGAACGUAUCACUUUAGCUGAUAUAGUAGUUUUUACAUCUCUCUUACACGUUUACCAAUAUGUUCUUGAACCGAGUGUAAGGAGUGGAUUUGGCAACGUGAAUCGUUGGUUUAUUACAAUACUUAAUCAACCACAAGUUAAGCAGGUUAUUAAGAAUUAUGUAUUAUGUGAGAAAGCUAUUGUGUUUGAUCCAAAAAAAUAUGCUGAAUUCCAAGCUAAGACUAGUGGCAAACCACAAGUGAACAAACAGGAAAAAACUGAAAAACCUGUUCCUAAAAAAACAGAAAAAGUUAAGGCAGCACCUGUUGAAGAAAUGGAUAUUGCAGAUGAAGCUCUUGCGGCCGAACCAAAAUCCAAGGAUCCCUUUGAUGCGAUGCCCAAAGGCACAUUCAAUUUUGAUGAAUUUAAACGGUGUUAUUCUAAUGAAGAUGAAUCUGUUUCCGUUCCAUUCUUCUGGGAAAAGUUCGAUCCAGAAAAUUACUCAAUUUGGUUCGGUGAAUAUAAAUAUAAUGAUGAACUCACUAAAACUUUUAUGUCUUGCAAUCUUAUAACUGGAAUGUUCCAACGUCUUGAUAAAAUGCGCAAACAAGCAUUCGCAUCCGUUUGCUUAUUUGGUGAUGACAAUAACAGUACUAUUUCUGGAGUGUGGGUAUGGCGCGGACACGAUUUAGCAUUUACACUUUCUUCUGAUUGGCAAAUUGAUUAUGAUUGUUAUUCAUGGAAAAAACUUGAUGCCAAAUCUGAGGAAACAAAGAAUUUGGUGACACAAUAUUUUUCUUGGACCGGCGCUGAUAAAGGUGGUCGCAAAUUCAACCAAGGCAAAAUCUUCAAAUAAAUAGAUCUAUUUCAUAUAAAUGGCAAUAACAAGUGUCUUUGCAAUCCAAACCCAUACAUUCAAGUUAAUAUGCCUUUUUGUACGAACAGUUCCAUUAAAAAUUGAACUUCUAUUUAUUUUAUAUUAUAUUUGGGAACAUUGCCAGCAAUGUAAUUUGCUCAGCGUUUUUUUUUUUUUCAUAAAAUAAAAACCAUUAAAAAAACAGCAGA